Paecilomyces variotii is the source of this 1866-nucleotide messenger RNA. RefSeq names its product kinase-like domain-containing protein. Gene Ontology annotation, cellular component: nucleus. The transcript is spliced from 5 exons. The coding region runs from base 1 to 1866 and encodes 621 amino acids. Lineage: Eukaryota; Fungi; Ascomycota; Eurotiomycetes; Eurotiales; Thermoascaceae. Gene Ontology annotation, biological process: protein phosphorylation; mitotic DNA damage checkpoint signaling. The record is from RefSeq and is a predicted model, not a curated record. Gene Ontology annotation, molecular function: protein serine/threonine kinase activity; ATP binding.
AUGGAGAACUAUACUACUACUACUACCUUUGGAUGUGGCCAGGCCCGAAUUCCCAUGUCUUCGUCUCGCACCACGGCUGACCUUUCUCCCAAUGUUCGGGGAAGAUCUUGUUCGCUGCCUCUUGUUGGAUACGGUGAUAUGAAAUGGCUCUGGCUGCUCGGGAGAAGAGGAGGGCUCCCUAUAUUCGGGCUGGAAAUCACGAUGAGCGACGAAGUAAGGCAGGAGUUGGCUCUUUCUUUUGCUGCUGUUCCUUCGGAAGGCUGCUUCGAAGAUAUCGUGAUCAUUCAUGAUAACGCAGGAUAUGAGGUCGCAAAUGGGAAGAUGUCAACAACUCAGGUGUUGUCGUCCCCACCUGCUUCUCCAACUAUACGAGGUGCAACGACGGAGCCAAACAGCCCGGCAGAAGCCUCUAUCAAUGACCUUGGCCGCUUUGCGAUACUGAUACCGGACAAUGGACAAGCUCGAUUGGCGGUCGAUGCGACAGUGCGUCUCGGCAGCGUCUAUCAUCAGCAGUUCAUCAAGGAAGUACAGCGCGACGGCAAAUGGGUUAACGCUUUCGAGUUUUCUCUCAGCAACCUGCCGCAAUUCGCACAUAUCGGAUGGCGAAUAGGCCGAGGUCGCACGUCGCUCGAGAACCGGGGAGUGGACCUACUUCUGCACGUGGAAGAUGAUGCCAAUAUCGAGGAAGAGGAUGCUGUUGCUGGCAUCCAUGCUCGCUUCAACUGGGUCAAGGGUGCUGGAGGGUUCUUCCUCAUUGCUUCCAACAAGAAGGGCAAGAGAGUCAUGUUGAAUGGCGACGUGUUCAGACAUGACCAACGACUCAUACCCCACCAAAAUGCCAUCAUGAUCGGUGGAUGUGUUUUCACUCUUAGGUAUGAGCUGCGGAAUGCCGAAGAGGAAGAACAGUUCCAAGUGGAACUGACUCAGUUCUUUCGUCAGUUCCAUCGUGAUGAGAAUCCUUUUGUUCUUCCCACGCCAAGUGAGAACGACUCCCGAUUCCAGGACUGGAUUUUCUCACGGCCAAUAUCAAGGGGGAGUUAUGGAGUGGUGUAUACAGUCGUGAACGCUCGAAGCGGACAAGUAGGAGCAGCGAAACGUAUUUUGAAAUCCAGGCGAAAUGCAAGACAUGUGAAUUCGCCCCCUCUAAAAGCCAACUGUGGUCUUCACUCUAAUGGGCCUGAGCAGGAACGGAUUGCAACCGCGCUCGAAAUCCACCAUAUCAAAGGAGGCCCAUCCAGGGUCGAAGUUGAAAGAAUCCGAAGCAAUCUAGACGAAAAAUGGCAGCCAACUCCUUACGAUGUCACAGACGAAUAUCUCAUCAUCUCACCUCUUCUCAAUGCCACAUUUCGUUCCCUUUAUGAAUCUAACGUAAAUACAGACGGCCGUGCAAUAUUCUUUGCCCAGCUGUUAGAUGCAGUCGCCUUCCUUCAUGAAAAUGGUAUCUGCCAUCGCGACAUAAAACCAGACAAUAUCUUGGUGAAGAGUUACGAUCCACCUGCAGCUAUGCUGACUGAUUUCGGGUGCGCUUCGGACAAGCCAGUUAUACUGUAUGAUUUUCCAGGAACUAUUCCCUACCUUGCGCCCGAGCAAGUCGAGAAGAGGACACACGAUCGUUCUGUGGAUUACUGGAGUUGUGGGUUAGUUGGGCUCGAAUUGACGCUGCGCAGAACAUACGGACGGAGAAUCAUGUCGUCCGAUGAUCUAUCUGAGUGCCAAAAACAUCUUGAAGGUUCAGACUCGCCUACGGCGAUAUGCGCUGGCAGAAUGCUUCAGUUAGAACCAAGUGCAAGACUGACAGCGGAGGAAGGCUUCAAACUACUUGAAGACCUGCGUAACAAAAACUCGGGAAAACGGAAAAGGUGCUAA